GGCGGCAGCAGCUACAUAUCAUUGGGGCAGUUUAUGAUGGCUCCUGCUUGGUGGACCAGGGCUGCUGAGGAGAGGUGUUCUGAAAAAUGGCCUGGGAUGGUGGCCAAAAAGCUGAAAGUCAAGCCUAGGGAUCUGGGACCUAUCAGCCAGGAUGGGGACUCCUGACAGCCUUCUGCAGAGGGUACCCAGAGACAUGUACACUUCCCAAACCUCAGAAACACGGAAUUCGGGCAUCUGAGACAGCAAAAAGACCAGUGAGAGUCGCUUGUAAGAAAUCCUCUGAGGAAUCAGCUUGCACUCAGGGAUGGCAUUCCCUACACCAGGGCGGAGCUGAGCUCCAGAUGUCGGGGCGUACGCAGCUGGAGGAUCACGUGGCAUGGCCUCAGCCCCCUUCCUGCCAACGCUGCAUUUGGCUCAAGCCCGGGUCAUGGCCGCCCUUGGGACCCUGAGCUGACAGUUGGAGGGCUCCCUGCCUUCAGGCGCUGGCUGCGUCUUUCCUCUUUACACCCCCGUGGCCAAGCGUGAGUGCUGGGGUCCUAAGGACCAAGAUCAGCCGCGGCGGGGAGGGAGAGAAGAAGAAGGGAUUCAGCUUUGGUGCACCGGGUCGGGGAUCGAGGCCAGCGUCUCCCUGCCUAGCCUUGGAUACCCUUCCUGGGCCGGGUCCGAGGUUGGAAGCUGAAAUUCUUGUCCCUUAGGCUGCUGCCGUGCGUCAGGGCCCCCGGGCGGAGGUCGAUAGAGCAGAUGAAGAAAGGAUAGCGGACCCCGGGAAGGGCGGGGCUGGACAUGAGGAGGAGGCGGCUGCGCCUUUGCCGGGACGCGUGGCUCACGCUGCUGCUCAGCGCCGCCCUCGGUCUCCUGCUUUACGCGCAGCGGGACGGGGCAGCCCCCACGACCAGAGCACCACCAGCGCGAGGACUGCCCCCGCGGCCCACUUCUGGUCUCCGAGCACGCGGGCUCCCCAACACUGCCCGCGCGGCGGCCCCGCUGGCCUACGAGGACGACACCCCGGUGCCCCCAACACCAACGGGCCCCUUUGACUUUGGCAGGUAUCUGCGCGACAAGGAUCAACGGCGCUUCCCGCUACUCAUUAACCAGCCGCGCAAAUGCCGCAGUGACAGCGCUUCUGGGGGCCCGCCCGACCUGCUCAUUGCGGUCAAGUCUGUGGCCGCGGACUUCGAGCGGCGGGAAGCCGUACGUCAGACUUGGGGCGCCGAGGGCCGUGUGCAGGGGGCACUCGUGCGCCGAGUGUUCUUGCUGGGCGUGCCCAGGGGCCCCGGCUCCGGCAGGGCGGGCACGCAGACGCACUGGCGCACCCUGCUGGAAGCUGAGAGCCGUGCUUAUGCAGACAUUCUGCUCUGGGCUUUCGAAGACACCUUCUUCAAUCUAACGCUCAAGGAGAUUCACUUUUUAGCUUGGGCCUCGGCUUUCUGUCCAGAUGUACGCUUUGUUUUUAAGGGCGAUGCCGAUGUGUUCGUGCACGUGAGGAACCUGCUGCAGUUCCUGGAGCCGCGGGAUCCGGCACAGGACUUUCUUGCCGGUGAUGUGAUUGUACAGGCAAGGCCAAUCCGCAAGAGAGCCAGCAAGUAUUUCAUUCCCGAGGCUGUGUAUGGACUGCCGGCAUACCCAGCCUAUGCCGGAGGCGGCGGCUUUGUUCUUUCCGGAGCCACGCUCCGCCGCCUAGCAGACGCCUGCUCACAGGUUGAGCUCUUUCCCAUAGACGAUGUCUUUCUGGGCAUGUGUUUGCAGCGCCUGCGGCUCACACCUGAGCCUCAUCCAGCGUUUCGCACCUUUGGCAUAGCCCAGCCUUCAGCUGCACCGCAUCUCCGCACCUUUGACCCCUGUUUCUAUCGAGAACUGGUGGUAGUGCAUGGGCUAUCUGCAGCUGACAUCUGGCUUAUGUGGCGCUUGCUGCAUGGGCCUCAGGGACCUGUCUGCGCACAUCCACAGCCUGUAGCAACAGGUCCGUUCCAAUGGGGCUCUUAACUACCUAUUACAGUAUCAAGCCUUUCACUCAGUUCCUGAAGGUAACAUUAAAGAGCCGGAAAAGGUGUCCCAUGUGGGUUAGUGGUGUACAUACAUGGCUUUUCUCCAGAUCACUGAGUGUGCAGCACUGACUCAUUGAGAAAGCCAGGACCAAGGUGUCUUGACCAGCAGACCCAGAGAAGCCGGCACAUUUGAUGAUACCAGUAGCCAACAGCAUCACUGUGUGUACCAGUGAGGAUUUGGUUGAGGUGCUUAGGAUGAUACAAACACAUGCUGGUAUCCCCAUGGCCAGGCCUCACAGCCCUCACGGACCUGGCAGGCACUUUAGUUAUUUGCUUCCUUCGUUCUCCACAUUUGGAUUCCUGGUGGCCAUAUCUUAUCUGUCUCCUUUGAGGUCUGCUGUGUUGGAGCUAACCCUUUAGGCCCACGUUUGCCUGUAACACGAGGGGUGGGGCCAGGAUGUGUCAUGGUCUUGUCCACUCUCUGCACACACAACUAUGUCACUGUACCCGUCCCCUCGCCAGAAGGGGUCCUAAGAUUCCUCUACUAUAAGACUUCUCAUAUGUCAACCACAGCUUCAAGAAAAACAACAGUUCACAUUUUAGUACAAACACCUCAGGCAGCAGCACAUGGCAAGCUGUCACUGAGGGCAUAGGUGCUUUAUUGGAAAGGGGAUGAGGGAGUUUCCUCUGUUCAAGAGGAUGGGAACAGUCCUGGCUACCCUGACAGUGGGAUGUGCAGGGUCUCUGGCCAGACCAAGGUCCAAAUGGGAAGACACCUGUCAAUCAGAGUCAUGGGAGUGCCACACAGGCCUGGCUGUAGGCCCAGGAACCAUACAGACAGCUGGGGCAGGUCCCCUGCACAUUCAUUAUGAACUAUACAAGAUGAGGCUGUACAUGAGUUAAUUACAAAAGUCAUUAUUUACAAAAAUCUGUACACACAUUUGAAAAACUCACAAAAUUGUCAUCUAUGUAUCACAAGUUGCUAGACCAAAAUAUUAAAAAUGGGAUAAAAUUA
Molecule: messenger RNA, 3000 nt
Organism: Onychomys torridus (southern grasshopper mouse)
Lineage: Eukaryota; Metazoa; Chordata; Mammalia; Rodentia; Cricetidae
Gene: B3gnt9
Product: UDP-GlcNAc:betaGal beta-1,3-N-acetylglucosaminyltransferase 9
Exons: 1
Coding region: 784-1983 (399 amino acids)
Cellular component (GO): membrane
Molecular function (GO): hexosyltransferase activity
Source: RefSeq, a predicted model, not a curated record